AAGGUAUCUGUCUAAACUCAAGUGAGACACGACUUGUGUAUUUUUUGUUUUUUUGGUUUUACUUACAGACGAUGUUCAUAUUUGUAUCGUGUUGAUCAAAAGGUAGUCACGCAUUUGCUCCUAUUCCCCGUCCGAAGGAAUGUGUGGAAAUGUGCUCAGUGCUUUCCCAGUGAACCCACUGUGGCUCCGCCACAGCCUAUACCGAGGCUUUUUGUCCCUUUCGGAGACCCGUACUCGCUGGGUAUUGCAUCGAGUCCCGCAGUGAGGCAGAAGAUGGCGGAAGCUCCCCUACGGACCUGCCGGUUUUUCUGUCACCGAUGCUCGGAAGAGAUUAGCCCCCGUCUCCCGGACUAUACCUGUCCGUGCUGUGAGUCUGGCUUCAUCGAGGAGUUACCAGAGGAGAGCAGCGUAGAGAAUGGCUCCACGUCCAGCGCCUCCAGCAGUGAUCAGAGCCGCACGCCGUUCGAGGGUGCCGACCGGACGCUCUUCACGUUCCCGCACGGCUAUGGCCAGUUUGCCCUGGGCAUCUUCGGCGAAGGCUUCGACCUACGGGCCGGCCUGCCCGCCGAGGACAACCGCGACGUCGAGGGUCGACGGGAGCGGGAGAUGGCGUCGCGCCAGCGCUACGGCGCAAGGCAACCUCGGGGACGCCACGUUCCCCGGAGACAAGGGACGCGGCACGAAGGCGUGCCGACUUUAGAGGGAAUAAUACAGCAGUUAGUAAAUGGAAUUAUCGCUCCAACAGCAAUGCCAAACACGGGAAUGGGUCCAUGGGGAAUGCUACAUUCAAAUCCGAUGGACUAUGCAUGGGGAGUGAAUGGGUUAGAUGCCAUCAUAACACAGUUAUUAAAUCAGUUUGAGAACACGGGUCCGCCGCCUGCCGACAGGGAGAAAAUCAAAAGCCUGCCAACAGUCCAGAUCACAGAGGAACACGUGGGCGCGGGCUUGGAGUGUCCUGUGUGUAAAGAGGACUACAGCGAGGGCGAGAGUGUCCGGCAGCUUCCGUGCAACCAUCUCUUCCAUCACGACUGCAUCGUGCCCUGGCUGGAGCAGCAUGACACAUGUCCAGUGUGCAGGAAGAGCUUGAGUGGCCAGAAUACCGCCACAGAUCCUCCUGGACUAUCAGGAAUGAACUUCUCUCCUUCGUCAUCGUCCUCUUCCUCAUCCAGUUCCCCAAGCAAUGAGAAUGCUGCCAACAACUCUUAAGAAACAACCCUCAAGUCCUCCCACACACACACACACACACACACACACACACACACACACACACACAAUGAUAAAACACAUUAUCAUCUCAGUGAAAGUGCUAGCGUGGCCAACAGUGUAAUUCAGAACCUCUUUAAGCUUGAAUCUCCUCUCUGACAUCUUAGCGAAGCAAAGACUGCGCCAGAGAGCUGGGGUUGUUCUAGGAUCUUCUUGAACUCCAUUCAGACUCAGAUCGGUCAUUACUGGAUUGGGAGCUGCCAAGCUGAAACCUGACUAGGACUGUCUAGAGAGCACCCUUUACGGCCAGCACCACACCAGCGCCCUCUGGUGGCAAGCCAGAGAUGUAUCCUCAUCAUCGACUGACUCACUGGGACGAGCGCCAAAGGAUACCUUGACAACCAACCAGGGGAGGAAAAAAAUAAUAAACACAUACACACCACUUUUACUUGUAUUUCUUCACCGAUACAUUUUUCUUUCUUCAGCACUGACCUGGAGAGCGAUCAUUCCUUGUUAUUUUUUUUAAAUUGGUUUUGUUUUCUUUUAAAGGUAGUGCAGGGCAGCAUGCCCCAAAUGCAGACGUUUUAACGGAUAAAGGGAGGCUAGAGUUUGGCAGAGGAGCAAAGGGAGCUCGGAGAAGGAGACUGGCAAGGUUAGAACAUAGAGGUGCAGUGCAGAACUUCCAGAGCGCAAGUCUCUCUCACACACACACACACACAUACUCACUCACUCACUCACUCACUGAGCAAGCCAAUAGCCAGCUGGACUUCAGUGGCUUUUUAAUGGAGACGUUGUUACAUCUUCUGAAAGGGCACAGGAAUUCAACUAAAGCCUCUGCUUUUUUCUUUUUUUUUAUUAUGCAAUUUUGAUUUCUUUUUUAUUCAUACAUCAGUGACUAAGGUGUAUGUGAAUAUGAAAAUAAGAAACGGAUCAUAACAAAACCGCCAGAACAUCUCACAAAGGACAAGCAAAAGCUGAGUGUUGCUUUCAUCUCUGUAUAAAUUAUUUAUUUGCACAAUAUUUUACUUUGCCCACAAUUAGGAUAAUGAACAAAGUACAUGUGAAUGCCUUUGGUAAAAUAUGGCCUCUUGAACAGUUUUAAGACAUUUUGGAAAUAUAUAUUUUUAGUGUUUUUCUUUUGUUUUUAUUCAGAUGUACAUGGCCUGAGAAAUUCAUGGAUGUGGUAUUUUGCCCCUUAACCAGACUUUCUCACUCAUUAUUUUUUAUUUUAACUUCACUUUCCCGUUCGCAUAUGCAGUGAAUCUUGGUUCAAUGCGACAUUUCUUUUUAACUUAUUCUAAGUUAAAUGAUUUGUUUUUGUAGGGUUUUUUUUUUGUGAAUCAUAAUAAAGUGAGAAA
Molecule: messenger RNA, 2561 nt
Organism: Electrophorus electricus (electric eel)
Lineage: Eukaryota; Metazoa; Chordata; Actinopteri; Gymnotiformes; Gymnotidae
Gene: rnf126
Product: ring finger protein 126
Biological process (GO): protein ubiquitination
Cellular component (GO): cytoplasm
Molecular function (GO): ubiquitin protein ligase activity
Source: RefSeq, a predicted model, not a curated record